Filobasidium floriforme is the source of this 180-nucleotide messenger RNA. RefSeq lists its product as uncharacterized. The annotation marks the transcript as partial. The transcript has 4 exons. The record is from RefSeq and is a predicted model, not a curated record. Gene Ontology annotation, molecular function: protein dimerization activity; DNA-binding transcription factor activity, RNA polymerase II-specific; RNA polymerase II cis-regulatory region sequence-specific DNA binding. Gene Ontology annotation, biological process: regulation of transcription by RNA polymerase II. Lineage: Eukaryota; Fungi; Basidiomycota; Tremellomycetes; Filobasidiales; Filobasidiaceae.
AUGGGCAGAAAGAAGAUCAUCAUCAAGCGUCUCACCGAAGAUCGCAACAGGAACGUCACCUUUCUCAAGGCGAUACGUAAACACGGUCUCUUGAAAAAGGCAUGGGAACUCUCAGUACUCUGCGGCGCCGAGGUCUCGAUCCUCAUCUUUUCGCACAACGGUAAAUGCUACGAGUUCUCG